Schistocerca gregaria is the source of this 1000-nucleotide messenger RNA. Its product is annotated as 18S rRNA aminocarboxypropyltransferase. The transcript has 5 exons. Gene Ontology annotation, biological process: maturation of SSU-rRNA. The coding region runs from base 85 to 879 and encodes 264 amino acids. Gene Ontology annotation, molecular function: rRNA small subunit aminocarboxypropyltransferase activity. The record is from RefSeq and is a predicted model, not a curated record. Lineage: Eukaryota; Metazoa; Arthropoda; Insecta; Orthoptera; Acrididae.
GCGUGCCACAUGCGGCGCAACUAUCGCCAAUGUAUGUAGCUUGUCUACAAAUGAUACCUCUGCUUUGUUUGUAAAUAUUGGAGGAUGAAGAAAGCACAUGUCAAGCGCGCGAAGCAUGGAGAUGUGGGGAAAGGUAAACAUAAUCGCAAGGUUAAAUCGAGAGAACUUGCCAAUACAGACGAUUCAAGUGACGUCAUCGUCUCGAAACUGAAAUUAGAAGAUACUUCUUCUGACAAAGGUAGUAACACCUCAGAAGAUGAAUGUUCCGAAACUUACUUGUCAGAAGCACCCUUUCCGGUUGGUAUGUGGGAUAUGGAACAUUGUGAUCCCAGAAAAUGCAGUGGAAGAAAACUGUCUCGCCAUGGAUUGAUCCAGACUCUACGCCUGGGACAGAGAUUUAAUGGCAUUGUUCUCACUCCUGUAGCAGAAAAGUCUGUUGCUCCUGAUGAUCGACAUAUUGUUGCUGAAAAUGGUGUGGCUGUCGUUGACUGUUCCUGGGCAAGACUGGAAGAGACCCCUUUUUCUCGGAUGAGAAGUGCCAAUCCUAGGCUCCUGCCCUUUUUAGUUGCAGCAAACCCAAUUAACUAUGGCAGACCAUGGCAGCUCUCCUGUGUGGAAGCCCUGGCAGCAACAUUUUUUAUCACAGGUUAUAAGGAUGUAGCAUUAUUAUACCUGAGUAAAUUUAAGUGGGGUAAGCAUUUCCUUGAAUUAAACAGUGAAUUGCUAGAAGCAUAUGCAUCUUGCAAGUCCAGUGCAGAGGUAGUUGCAGUACAAAAUAAACAUCUUCAAGAAGUUGAGGAAGAAAGACAGCAAAGACAAAGGAUAUCUGAUUAUCCACCAUCCACCAGCAGUGAAGAUAGUGAUGUGGAAAGCAAAUGAACUGAGUUGUGAUGGUAUUGACACACAUGCUUGUGGGUUUACAAAGUUUGUUGUAGUAAAUAAAUGUGCAUAUAUAAAUAAUUUUCGAUUAAAAUAUUUUAUUUUAUUAUCUUUUCCUAAA